Molecule: messenger RNA, 1676 nt
Organism: Miniopterus natalensis
Lineage: Eukaryota; Metazoa; Chordata; Mammalia; Chiroptera; Miniopteridae
Gene: ETFRF1
Product: electron transfer flavoprotein regulatory factor 1
Biological process (GO): respiratory electron transport chain
Cellular component (GO): mitochondrion
Source: RefSeq, a predicted model, not a curated record
GGGAAUUAUUCCUAUGUUUAGGAUGUCAUGGUGCAUUUAAGGAGCUGUCUCCUUAGUAGCAUUAACGAAUUAUACAUGAAGUAUAAUCUAUCCUAUUUGAGGUUGCCUGCACAUGUAACCAUUUAUGGGUUAUUCACUUGGCCUCUUCACCACCAAUCUUAUUGCCCAUCUACCAUUAAUUGUGAGCUUGGAAUGACUCAUACAGCAAGUUUCUCCUACUCUUAGCCUUUCUUAGGAUAGCACCCUUCUAGAUUUGACCACACCUCUUCUCAACAUUCUCCAAACAGAUCUGGCCUUGCCUUGAGAGCAGAAUAAAUACAAUCUUCCUUUUGACAUGGAAAUUGAGGUUAAGUAACCUAUACGACAUUAUACAGCUGACAUUCAAAUCGAGUUCUAAUGCAUCCUACUCUGGUGUUAAAAGUACAAUCCAUUUUCUCUCUCGUUAUCCUAUUUCCUUCAUAGAACUUGUCACAAUUCAUAAUUAUCGUUUGCUUAUGUCUCCCUCAGGAGAUGUUAGUUCUGUGAGAGAAGGUAUGUUAUCUGACCAGUGUUCAAUGUUCAGAGCUGUAUCCCAGUGCCAGGAACAUAAAGUGCUCAAAAUACUAAUUGGAUUUAAAAAGUUAACAUUUUCCCAACAUGUAAAACUUUUUUUUUUUAACUACAAAACAGUUAUUUGCAAAAAUACUUUCCUUUUCUUUAGGUAUGCUAUGUCUAAAAGUGGAUAUUUUCCCUGAUAAGUAAAAAUGGCCAAUUCUUUAAGAGGAGAAGUACUGAAUCUUUAUAAAAAUCUGCUGUACCUUGGACGGGACUAUCCAAAAGGAGCAGACUAUUUUAAAAGGCGUCUGAAGAAUGUUUUCCUUAAAAACAAAGAUGUGAAAGACCCAGAGAAGAUCAGAGAACUUAUUGGACGGGGCGAAUUUGUAAUGAAAGAGCUAGAAGCUUUAUAUUUCCUUAGGAAAUACAGAGCUAUGAAACAACGCUAUUAUUCAGAUACCAAGGAAACUAACUGAUCAUUACUAUAAUUUGACUCAAAACCAGUGCCAGCUAUUUAUGUAUAGCAAAUAUAAAAGUAAUUCUAACUUAAAGUGGCAACAUAUACAUCAUGUAAAAAAUACUUAAGCUGCCUUACGGAACUAAAACAGAUUUCAACUUCUAUUCAUACUGCGAGCUUUAUCAGCCACCUUUUAUACACAAUUUUAUACUAAAAUGGCAACUUAGCUACAUAAUGUUGCCAACUACAAAUUAUAAAUUAUUGAGCACCUAAUUUCAGAUGAAAAAAUAAUGUACUUAAAACAGUUUUAAUAGGUUUUUGCCAAUUAUUAUUAGCCCAUUUCUCCAUUUAACUGACAAUGCCACUUAAUUCACAUGUAACUAGGCAAAAUAAUUUCUUGCACAUUCUCUUAAUUUUUGGAGUACCUUAUUUUUUGACCCAUUUGGUACAACAGCAAGGUUCACUACAAAACAAAUAGCAAGCACCUGGUCGUGAUUUUAGUGCAACUGUAGAAAUAAUAAUAUAUAUCAAGAUUAUUUCUGAUCCUGAAAUAGCCUACCAGUGAUUGGGAUUUCAUACACACCUAUUCAAUAUUUCCAUUAUUUUGCUGCUAGCUCCCUUUGGGCCUAAAACAAAUCACCUGAUGUGUAUCAAUUACCUUCUUUAAUAAAAAUAAAUAAUGUUA